UAAUUUUUGGUAAUUUUUUGUUUUCAGUUUUCGGAGCAUUCGAUUUUUGUCUUUUUAGUUAAUAGAAUACAAAACAUGCGAAAACACGGUCUACAAACUUCUGGGGCAAAACGCUAAUGAUGCAGUUUCAAAGAACCCGUGUUUAAAGUUAUACAAACGCCGUGUGAACGAGUUGUACGAUCAUCUGCAUUCCGUCCAGCUGGUCGCUUUUGGAAAACAAGCCGAAUUUGACAGGAAUCGUUGCCUGUGGGAGCAAUACGAAACAGAGCUGUUUGAAAUCGAACAAUGGCUUACAGAAGUGGAAAGUUUCUGCAAAGAUCUGAAUGAGAGGUACGACGGAACUCGCUGUUGUUCGUUGAAGGAUCUGUGUGAAGAGACCCAGCGUCAUCAGAAGAUGGUGAGCAUACUGAACAAACUCAGACUACAGCUGAAUUCCGCCAAUGAACAAAAGUGUCUGAUUGACGGUGAUUGUUACUACGUGGAGAAGCUGGAGAGGUACACCGGUCAGUUGACGACGCUGCACCAUAAGUUGAACGAAAAUCGUCGCUGGCUGCAGCGGUCGUGUUUUGAUUUGUUGCGCGAUAGACAGACGCUUGCCGAAUAUGAAAAAUGCAUCUCGAUCAUUGAAUCAGAGUUGGCCAGCGAGAAACCGCUAGCUUUGACGCCUUCAAAGAUAAUCACCAAGCAGAAGUGUCUUUUGUUGAGGGAGAUGCUGUCGGAAGUCAUCGCCCUCAGCGCCAAUUGUGAUCAGCUGCAUGUUCUUUUAAACGGCAUAUCGGCCGAAAAGGUGGAUGUGUCCGAAGAAGCUGACCGACUGACCGCGCUUCAGAACCGACUUUCGCUGCUUAACCGCGGAAUCACGUACUACCUGAAGGUUCUGUGGACAAGCAUAGCACAUCCCGACGCAUCCGUUAAAGUUCCGUCGUUUAAGGAAAUCGAUGAAUUUCAAAUUAAGGUCGCUUCGUCGGUUGGUGAAGCUCCUCGUUCGAGCAGCAGACGUCGUUUUGUACGUCGCGUUAUAUUAGCUGCUCUGCCGUUACAAGCUUUAAUGAUACUGGUUUUGGGAAUCGCGUGUUUGGUGCCCCAUUGUGAUCAAGAUUUUACGUGUACCGUCGUCAAUAACCUUUCUCGAUCAUUCCAGCCCAUCCUGCAUCACUUAGACGGAGGUGCUCCAUUUUGA
Soboliphyme baturini is the source of this 1180-nucleotide messenger RNA. The record is from the annotation of a GenBank genome assembly. NCBI's taxonomy places the organism in Eukaryota, Metazoa, Nematoda, Enoplea, Dioctophymatida, Soboliphymatidae.